CGGCACACCGCUGCCGCCGCACCAUCCAGCCACCUCCCACAGCCCAGUGGCCCACCGCACGUCCGCACAGCCGCACUCCAAUCCUACAGCCUUCUAGAUCUAGGAACUUGAUCCAUCCCUUAAUAAUGUCAGGUACUGCACAUGAUGAUGAUGCUGCUCAUGAACAGAAGAGUUCUGAGAGUUCUGAGAGUAGGAUAUUGAAGCUUUAUACAGAAAGGUUCAGAUCAUUUGCUGGUAAAAAUGGAAAACAGCCUCCACCUUAUUCAGAUGGAAUUCUCACUCCUCCUUGGCACAAGGAUAGUCGUUACAUGCUUAGGAAACCACGAGAUGAAUCCUACAUUGAUGCUGCAUUCCGCUCCAGCUGCACCAAUGAAGUCUUUAUGUUCACUGGUUUUCAUUACUUUGUUGUCAAGUAUGAUGCCCAGUCCUACUCACAAAAAGAAGCGAAUGAGAAUCAUGUCAUCACCAAAUCCCCACUCUUGCUCAUUGAUGGUUUUUAUGAACUUUAUGGUUGUACUGGAUUUCGUGAAGGUGGAGUUGAUGCUGCUUUUGGUUGUUACGGUACUAAUAAAGCAUUUCUCUUUUCGAGGACAUGGGUUGCAAAGAUAGAAUAUGACUCUGACAAUGAGGGUCAGGUUCUUGAACUUCAAGGUAUGCGAGGGUGGUUUAUGUCUCCAGAUGAUACAAAGUUUUCUCGGGGAUACUUGGAUGCUGCUUGUGAAUCCACCGUGCCUAAUGAAGCUUACUUGUUUAAGGGCUCCGACUACGCCCUCGUUAAUUACGCUAAUCAGUCUCAGUUAACCCUCAUCAAAGAAGGUCGCAUAACAGACGAGUUCACUUGCUUGUGCAACACACCGUUUGAAAGUGAUAUUGGAUCUGCCUUUGCUUCGCACAAAUUUAAUCAGUUUUACUUCUUCAAAGAUAACACUUAUGUGCUCAUUGAGUUUGACUCUAAAGCCAAGGAAAGCCGCAUAAUUGCAGGUCCUGAGGAAAUUGUACCCACCAACUGGCCUUGUUUAGUAAGUUAUCUGCCUUACCAGAAGUAUAAAGAAAACCCUUUAACUAUACAGCCCAAAACAUGGAAACCGAUUUUCGCGGGGGGUUUCUCCACCGUGUUCCCCUUGCAAACGACUCUCUUGAAAGAAAUAGUUCUGAGAGGAAGGUGGAGGAUUAUGCUCCUGAUGCCUCAGGAAGUAGCUCUAAGAGUAUGCCUGGCCCCAAUGAGGCAUCACUGGAAUAUACUGAUGGUCCUUUUGACGACUUUGAAGCCUUAAAUAGGAGGUUAUGUGACUUCUCUGAUUAUGGUCUGGAUUCUAGCACUUAAGGUAUGCGAAAUCAUGAAAUGCUGGAGGUUGCUGCUUGGGGUUUCUGGUCAUGUUUUGAAAUACUGUUAGACAGGCUCAUGCUGCAUGGCGGAUGAUGAUUCACUUUAGUUUUGCCAAAAGACAGCAAGUAACGGGGUAUUUAUGUUUCAAACGUUUGAAGUAGUGAUCUUAGGAUCUUUAUUUCUCUUGUGGUAGAAUUCCAGUUUUUAUGUUAUUGUUCAUCAGUUUAUGUAACAUAAUAGUUUUGCUAUUGGGUUUAGACUUUACCAAACACAGCUAAACUAAUGUCUUUGAAAUACUAAUCAAACCUUUGAAUCUCGUUGGCUUGUUUUAUUGAUCGUGGGCUUUUAAUUUA
Molecule: messenger RNA, 1680 nt
Organism: Chenopodium quinoa (quinoa)
Lineage: Eukaryota; Viridiplantae; Streptophyta; Magnoliopsida; Caryophyllales; Amaranthaceae
Product: albumin-2-like
Exons: 3
Coding region: 126-1274 (382 amino acids)
Source: RefSeq, a predicted model, not a curated record